Molecule: messenger RNA, 426 nt
Organism: Nicotiana attenuata
Lineage: Eukaryota; Viridiplantae; Streptophyta; Magnoliopsida; Solanales; Solanaceae
Exons: 2
Coding region: 1-426 (141 amino acids)
Source: RefSeq, a predicted model, not a curated record
AUGUCUAUGCCUCAGGGAUUUGGUAGGCAGAGAGAGCAUAGGAUCAGCAGAAGGCAUUUUUAUGUCUCAAAGGAAGUAUGCUUUGGAGAUGAUCUCAGAGGAAGACUCUCAGGAUCAAAACCCAAGAAGACACCAAUGGAACAAAACUUGAAACUUACAAGCACAGAACUUGAUAAGAUUGUGAAUGAGAAUACUGAGGACAUUAUCUUGGAGGACAGGAGUCUUUUUCAAAGACUAGUUGGCAAGCUUCUGUAUUUGACAAUCACAAGACCUGACAUUGCAUAUGUUGUACAAAGUAUAAGACAAUUUAUGCAUGCUCCAAAGAAUUCUAAUUAUGAGGCUGCAUUACAUGUUGUGAGAUACAUCAAGGAUCAACCUGGACUUGGACUUCUCAUAUCAAACAAUAGUGCAGAAAGAGUUAAGUGA